Messenger RNA from Hyaena hyaena (striped hyena), 849 nucleotides. It is a transcript of the gene ANGPTL8, whose product is annotated as angiopoietin like 8. Gene Ontology annotation, biological process: regulation of lipid metabolic process; triglyceride homeostasis. The record is from RefSeq and is a predicted model, not a curated record. Bases 11 to 607 code for a protein of 198 amino acids. The transcript has 4 exons. NCBI's taxonomy places the organism in Eukaryota, Metazoa, Chordata, Mammalia, Carnivora, Hyaenidae.
AGCCUCAGCCAUGCCCAUGCUCGCGCUGUUCCUCCUCUGCGUCCUGGCAACCGGGCUCCGACCCACCUCUGCAGCCCCCGUGGGGAGCCUGGAGCCAGCGCAACAUGAGGAGCUGACCCUACUCUUCCACGGGACCCUGCAGCUGGGUCAGGCCCUCAACAGCGUAUACAGGGCCACAGAGGCACGGCUGACAAAGGCUGGGCACAGCGUGGGCCUCUAUGGCCACGCACUGGGGCUUCUGGGGCAGGAGGUCAGCCGGGGCCGGGAUGCAGCCCAGGAGCUCCGCACAAGCCUACUGGAGAUGCAGGUGGAAGAAGACGCCCUAAAGCUUCAAGCAGAGGCCACAGCGCAGGCUCUAGGGGAGGCGGCCCGGGGACAGCAGGCGCUCUGGGAGAGCAUGCAGCGGCUAGAAGUCCAGCUGAGGGGAGCCUGGCUGAGUCAUGCCCAACAAGAAUUUGAGGCCUUAAAGGCCCACGCUGACGAGCAGAGCCACGUCAUGUGGGCCCUCACAGGCCACGUGCAGCGACAGCAGCAGGAGUUAGCAGCACAGCAGCACCGGCUGCGCCAGAUCCAGGAGAGACUCCACACGGCGGCGCUUCCAGCCUGAGCCUGCCUGGGUGCAACUGAGGACCAGUCACACACCGAGGGACCCUUCCGUGCCCCGUGCGGACCAUGCACAAGGAGCCGCCUGUCCGCCACAGUCAGCCAGGGGGCUUCUGGCCAGGGAGCAGAGACGGAACGGGCGGGGACACAGGCAGAGGACGCGGCCCCAUCGUAGAGCCGUGGAGGCAGGACACGUGACCCGUUACGCGUACCCUCCCCCCAUUAAAGCAGAGUAGUGGUAUCUCA